Messenger RNA from Salvia hispanica, 1186 nucleotides. RefSeq lists its product as uncharacterized. Gene Ontology annotation, biological process: regulation of DNA-templated transcription. The record is from RefSeq and is a predicted model, not a curated record. Lineage: Eukaryota; Viridiplantae; Streptophyta; Magnoliopsida; Lamiales; Lamiaceae. Gene Ontology annotation, molecular function: DNA binding; DNA-binding transcription factor activity.
UAAUUAAUAAACUAGUUCUCCAUGAGUAGUCAUGUCACGUCAAACCUCACCCAAAAAUUCCAACUUGAGAGAGACUUCUGUAGUGAUUGUCAAUUCAUCUCUCUCUCUCUCUCCUCGUUUUGUAUGUAUUGUAUGCAUCGUGUAUGUAUAUAUCAUGAUGUCGGAUCGUCUCUCUCACGCGGAAUCCCACAGAUCUUUCACAUCACCACCUUCAAUUUUCACCCCCAAUUCUCCAAACCCUCAUCGCAGAUCUUCAAUUUCCCAUCCAAAAAUCCAAUCUUUUUCAACAACCAAAAAAAAAUGCAGCAGCAGCCUCAAUUCCCGGAGCAGGAGCAGCUGAAAUGCCCUCGCUGCGAUUCCCACAACACCAAAUUCUGCUACUACAACAACUACAACCUCUCCCAGCCUCGCCAUUUCUGCCGCAGCUGCAAGCGCUACUGGACCAAAGGCGGCACCUUGCGGAACAUCCCCGUCGGCGGCGGCUCUCGCAAGACCUCCAAGCGGAGCUCCUCCGAAACCUCCUCCGCCACCUCCAAACGCCCCGCCGUAGACGUAUCCCCCUCCCCGCCGCCCAAAGACGGAAAAAGCAGCGAUCAGGACAAGGCCGGCGAGGUGUUCGACACAUUGCCGCUGAGAGGAGAGAAUUUCAGUGGGCAAUUUGAUAGCUUGAGCUUCAGCUCUUUGCUGGGCUCAGGCGGGGACCACUUCGACGCUUUGCUGGGCCCUAAUGGGCCGGCCCAUUUCGACGAAGCGGGUUCGGGCCAGGAUGCGAAUCCGGGUUUGGACGUUUCCGGUGAUGGUGAUGAGUUCUUGAAUUUGCAGGGCGGCGGCGGCGGCGGAGAUUGGCCGGAUCUUGCAAUUUACACACCUAGCUCGAAUUUUCAGUAGCAUUGAGGUGAGAUUAAUUAGGGAAACAAAAAACAGAAUCUGCAGAGGAGUUGUUUAUCUGCUAAUUUUUUAGUUUUUUCGGUUUGGGAAGAGUUUGUUUUGUUGGUUGUUUUUGUUUCUAAUUUUCUGAGGAAUCUAAUUAUACUGCUGCUAGUAUUUAAGAAAAAUGAAAAAUACGUGACUAAUAUUGUAAGAAUGUUUCUGGUGUUUGUGAGGUUUGGUUUGGUAUCAGCAUUAAUGGUGGAUGGAUGUAUAAUGUCUUGAUUGAAUUGGAUUUUAGUGUCGGUUCUGUGUGACA